CACUGUUAAAGAAUCAGUCACGUCUCUCUUUUUCUGUAAGAAAAAGCCCCUCUGGUCUGAGUCCUCCAGUCUGCUCUGACUUGGUUGUGUCAGAUAAAUAGGAUGACCCAUCAGUUUCCUCCUCUCACCACCGAGCAAAAGAAGGAGCUACAUGAGAUUGCUCGGCGCAUAGUGUCUCCAGGAAAAGGCAUCCUAGCUGCAGAUGAGUCCAUAGGCAGCAUGGGAAAGCGUUUAAAUCAGAUUGGGGUUGAGAACACAGAGGAGAACCGCCGUCUCUACCGUCAGGUGCUCUUCACGGCUGAUGAUCGCAUUGAUAACUGCAUUGGUGGAGUUAUCUUCUUCCAUGAAACACUCUAUCAGAACUCUGAUGAUGGCAUCCCAUUCGUUAAGAUGAUAAAGGACAAAGGCAUCACUAUAGGAAUCAAGGUUGACAAAGGAGUAGUCAACUUGCCAGGAACAAAUGGAGAGACCACUACACAAGGUCUCGAUGGGCUCUCAGAACGCUGUGCUCAGUACAAAAAGGAUGGAGCUGACUUUGCAAAGUGGCGCUGCGUGAUGAAAAUCAGUAAUACAACCCCAUCCAACCUGUGUAUUGCGGAAAAUGCAGAAGUUCUCGCCCGCUAUGCUAGCAUUUGUCAGCAGCAUGGGAUUGUACCCAUAGUGGAACCUGAGAUCCUACCUGAUGGAGACCAUGAUUUGAAGCGCUGCCAGUUUGUCACAGAAAGGGUGCUUGCAGCAGCCUACAAAGCUAUGUUUGAUCAUCAUGUUUAUCUGGAAGGCACACUACUUAAGCCCAAUAUGGUGACCCCUGGACAUGGCUGCCUAACCAAAUACAGUGCAGAGGAAGUUGCUAUGGCAACGGUCACUGCCCUGCGGCGCACUGUCCCACCUGCGGUCGCAGGAGUGACAUUUCUCUCAGGAGGCCAAAGCGAAGAGGAGGCUUCCAUCAAUCUGAAUGCCAUCAAUAACUGCCCACUAGCGAAGCCCUGGUCUCUCACCUUCUCGUUUGGCCGAGCUCUGCAGGCCUCAGCUCUGAAGACCUGGCGUGGACAUAGAGAGAAUGAGAACGCUGCAACCGAGGAAUUCAUCAAACGAGCAGAGAUCAACAGUCUGGCAUCUCAAGGGAAGUACACCAUUGGGGGUGACAACAGUGGAGCCACUGGUCUAUCUCAUUAUCUCUCCAGCUAUGCAUAUUGAAAUGCCACUCUCUCCUAUACUCCAGCAUUAGCUGAAAUGUCACUGCCACUUACAUAUAAAACACUUAACAUAUGUAGAUUGAUUAUUUAUUAUUAACUCAUACAUGUGAUGUUAAUACAAAAUGGCACAAGAAAGUCACCACAGUGAGUUUUUGUUGUUUUUAGUAUUUUGUGAUGUUUCCUGCUAGUCUUAAAAACAUUAUAAAACGUAGCUUCUGUUGCAAAGACUGUGCUUUAGAAAAAUAAUGAAAAUGAUGCAACUGGCAGGUUUAUUAAUAAAGUAACAAGUGACUCUGUAAUAGAGGUAGACCGAUAUAUUGGUUUUACUGAUUAAUCGGUGCCGGUAAUUGCUUUUUGGAACUAUCGGUUAUCAGUAAAAAUAAAUGUCUGUGUUGCCGAUAGUUUUUAUAUUAUUCAUCUGUGGCCGCCGCUGAAGGAGUCUACAGUUAGAGCAACUUGGUUAUACUGUGUAACAGCGGUCUUUAGAGGUGAAAUAUAAACAAUCACUGACUGAGGCCAACAUUUGGGAUUUUAUUAGCAAGGAAAAGCUAAGAAAGUUUUUUUUUAACAUUCUAUAAAUCAAUUAAAAAAAUUAUUGGCCGAUUAAUUGGUUAUCUGCCUUUUUCACCACCUUAGUUAUUGGUAUUUGUAAAAUCCACUAUCGGUCAACCUCUACUGUGUAAUAAUGAUCCUUAUCACUAACAUUUAAGGGUUUUUGUUCACAAGUUUCUAACUUGUGCUAUGCUUUCGAGUUCCACCCGUUCAUCAUUUAAAAGCUUUAAUAAAGCCUUUCUUCUGAUGAAGACUAAUAGCAUGGAUGACAUGUUUAUGACUUUAUCUACUAUGGCAAUCCUGUAUGUUUGGCUCGAAUGCAUCAUUGACUGUGUAACUGAAUUGUUAACAAACUGAAAAUGCUGCAAUAAAUUUGUGAA
This is a messenger RNA of Xyrauchen texanus (razorback sucker), 2128 nucleotides long. Its product is annotated as fructose-bisphosphate aldolase C-A-like. The transcript has 9 exons. The record is from RefSeq and is a predicted model, not a curated record. Gene Ontology annotation, molecular function: fructose-bisphosphate aldolase activity. Gene Ontology annotation, biological process: glycolytic process; fructose 1,6-bisphosphate metabolic process. Gene Ontology annotation, cellular component: cytosol. NCBI's taxonomy places the organism in Eukaryota, Metazoa, Chordata, Actinopteri, Cypriniformes, Catostomidae. The coding region runs from base 103 to 1197 and encodes 364 amino acids.